UCGAAUUACGGUGGGGCUGGAAGCCCUCAACUUCCUCACCCAGGUGUGUCCGAUAAAAGCUGCUGUUUACCUGUAUCACUCUGGCGUCAGAAUCCCGCCAAAGUAUGGCCAAAGAGCAGCUCCACUAACCGGUGACCUCUCACAUCUUAAUCUGGAUUUAAAUGCUCGUCCCUUCUACAACAGGACUAGGUAAAGGCAUUACACACCCCGCUAGCUGGGUUUACCAGUCGGAACCGAUGGCGUCAAACGGUGCGAUGUUAUUUGUGCGUUUGGUUUAAAGCUGAUUUAUUUCUUCCGCGGACUUUUUCCAUGCAUUAGUUUGUUUAUGACGAGCUUCUGAUGGGGAAGCUGGGUGCAUAUUUGCAGCCAGCUGCCGGAGUCUGCAGCAGCAGCACACUGGGCUCUGCAGCAUUCAGAACCAACACUGCAGCUUUCAAGCGCGUUUCUGCAGAACAACGAUUCUCCCUUCCACCUGGAUCUCAUCCAGCACCAGUAGGCAUCUGCCUGAUUCUGGGUUUGGUAUGACCACAACAACAGCAAUGCCUCGAUUCAGAUUGCAACAUCAGUUCGUAUGAAUCACUCCUAACUUUAUCUCCUGACUAGUCGUCAUCAUGGAUGAGAGCAAACUUUUCCUCAGCCUGAAUCGCCUUGACGACAGCCCUUCUGUGGCCUUUUCCAAAGACAAACCCCAAACGAGGGAGCGCUGGCCUGACUGCAGCCUGGAACUGAACCGAGGCCGGCGCUCCCAGCCUUCCUUCCUGCCCCACUCCCCCUCGUCCCCAGGCUCUUUAUCUGAUCUGUCAGCAUCAUCAGCUGACCUGAUCAUCACCACCGGGCUGGUCAAGUCCUCCUCCACAGAGCUGAAGCCCAAAGAGAGCAGCACCCUGAGAGGCAAGCCUCUCCUCAGCCUGGUCAAGUCCCUCAGCACAGAAAUUUCCCGCCGGGUCGAGCCGGAGGUCAAUCUCUCCAAGUCAGACUCCAAGCUGCAUUUACAUCCAAAGAUCCCAGAGGACAGGCCUGCAUCAGAGACACUGGACCAGAAUGAGGACUGGACAUCACCUCCAUCUACAGGCAGCACAUCCCCCACCGAACCCCGGAGCAGCUCGCUGAUCACAGAGUUAGAGGACACAAGGAGGAAGUUCUCAGAGGCCAUGCAGGAUCCACUGAGCAUGCUGAGUAAGAUCAUGGGGGACGAGAGCUCUGGAAGCCCCAAGCAGAUGAGGGGGUCUGGUUCAGGAGACUCUCCAGCCUCUCAGGGCAGCUGUGAAAGAGAGGGCACUGGUACCAGUGAUGAUCCUGAUCUCAGGUGGAGAAGGAGAAGGGACAGUGAGCACAGAGCCGCAGGUGAAACUCCACCCAAAAGGAUCCAAAAGGAAACACUGGUUACAGAACAUCGCUCCCAUCUGGAAAUCUUCUCCCGCAGUGAUGUGACUCAGAUGGUGGAGCUCCAGAACGGAUCCAGUAGGACACAGCGUAGGUCAGCUCUGCCUCUAUACUGGCUCCUGCCUGUAGGCCUUUUGGCUUAUGGGCUCUUUGUGCUGCCCCUGCCCCCGUAUGUGGCCGGUCUUUCUGUGGGGAUAGCAUGUGGCUUCCUAUUGGGUUUGGUGAUCGUGUUCGUGUUCGCACCAAGACGUGCACAUAGGGGGUCCAGAAGCAGAGCCAGAACCAUGACCGUGGAUCCGCUGGACGGAAACCUCACAGGCACAGAAAUACUCGAGGGCUGGAUGAACAAGGCUCACAGCUACGACCCGGAGACUUUCCACCCCUCCAUGACUCACUCUGUUCAUGUGAAACUGGAAGGUAGCCGGCUGCACCUGGCCUACCCUCGUGCCAACGUCCCCCGGUGGGCGUCUUUUGAUGAGGCGGCUCACGAGGCUGUGUUUUCACAAUCAUACACCUAUCAGCUGGCAAACAGUACGGUGUCUCUGAUGCCACAGGGUUUAGCUCGUAAGAGGAUGUGGAACAAGAAGUACCCCAUCUGCAUCACCCUAGCUGAAGGGGAGGUGGGUGAGGAGAGUCUGGCUGAAGGGCAAAAGGAGACAGAGAGGGCAGAGAACCCCUCAGACCUGGACCACCUGGUUCCUGUUAUGCUCUACUUGUUUGGUCGCACUGGAAGAGAAAAAGAGGAGUGGUUCCGGCACUUUGUGUCGGCCUCCAACUCUGCAGCCCAGAGCGUCGUGAGCAGUCAGGAGAGCACAGAAACACAGAGUGGUGGAGAAGCUGUUAAAGAAGGCACAGAGGAGCUCCUCGACCUGUCAGUUAAAACGUUCCUGGACUACAACGCCUACAUGGCUCUGCUGAUUGGCUCAGAAGGAUGUGACCCCACCCCCACACCCUGCAGUAACGAAGGAAGCCCCUCAACCUGCAAUAAGUUACGACACAACCCUGGAGGUGAAGCUGGAGUAGAUGCUGCUGCAGUAUUUGAGUCGGGGGGAUGCUCUGCAGAGGGUCAGCCCACCUGGGUAAACUCCCUGGUGGGAAGGAUUUUCUGGGACUUUCUUAGAGAGAGAUACUGGACAGAUCAGGUUGCUCACAGGAUCCAGAAAAAGCUGAGCAAGAUCAAGCUACCGUACUUCAUGAAUGAGCUGACUCUGGCUGAUCUGGACAUGGGCACCUGCCUUCCUCAGGUGUUAAGCACGUCGAAGCCAACACUGGACCGCAGAGGCUUGUGGCUGGAGCUAGAGUUGGUGUACACAGGCUGCCUUCAGAUGACCCUGGAGACUAAGAUGAACCUUUAUAAGCUGGGUAAAGAUGGAGAGGGUGAAGCUCAGAGCUUUCCAGAGACUCUGCCUGAGGGCUCCAAGCCCAGGCUGUGCAUAUUAGCUGACAGUGAUGAAGAGUCUUCCAGUGCAGGAUCUUCUGACGAAGAGGAAGUACUCCCAUCUGAGUCACAGGGGCCUCCGGGAGACAAAAACUCUCUUGCAGCAGCUGAUGGGCAUGCAGGUGGAAGCACAGGAAGGAAAAUCCUCAGAUUUGUGGACAAAAUUGCUAAAUCCAAGUACUUCCAGAAGGCUGCAGAAAAUGAGUACAUUAGGAAGAAGAUCACCGAGUUCUCCAACAUGCCGCUGAUGCUCAGUGUUGAAGUCCAGGAGCUUUCUGGAACUCUGGCUGUCAACAUUCCUCCUCCACCUACAGAUAGGAUCUGGUACAGUUUCCGAGUGCCACCCAGGUUAGACCUUCACGUGCGACCCAUGCUUGGAGAGAGGGAGGUCACCUUCACUCAUGUGACUGAGUGGAUCGAGAAAAAACUGCAGUGUGAGUUUCAGAAGGUUUUUGUCAUGCCCAACAUGGACGAUCUAUACCUGCCUCUGAUGACAUCAGGCAUGGACAUCCCACCUGCAUCCCAACAUUCCUCAGUUCAUUCUUCAUCCCAGCAGUCCUCUGUGGAGUCUCAGGAGUACCUGUCAGAGUAGUGGAGGCUGCAGGUGUCGUGUUGGAGA
This is a messenger RNA of Nothobranchius furzeri (turquoise killifish), 3440 nucleotides long. RefSeq names its product testis-expressed protein 2. Gene Ontology annotation, molecular function: lipid binding. NCBI's taxonomy places the organism in Eukaryota, Metazoa, Chordata, Actinopteri, Cyprinodontiformes, Nothobranchiidae. The record is from RefSeq and is a predicted model, not a curated record. Gene Ontology annotation, cellular component: endoplasmic reticulum.